This is a messenger RNA of Emericellopsis atlantica, 3895 nucleotides long. RefSeq names its product SNF2-family ATP dependent chromatin remodeling factor snf21. Lineage: Eukaryota; Fungi; Ascomycota; Sordariomycetes; Hypocreales; Bionectriaceae. The record is from RefSeq and is a predicted model, not a curated record. Gene Ontology annotation, cellular component: nucleus. Bases 217 to 3867 code for a protein of 1216 amino acids. Gene Ontology annotation, biological process: positive regulation of transcription by RNA polymerase II. Gene Ontology annotation, molecular function: ATP binding; ATP-dependent chromatin remodeler activity; DNA binding. The transcript has a single exon.
GCCGCCGCUGCCGCCACUGCCAACGGCAACCUGAACGGUGCGCCAAAUGCGGCAGCUCACCAACACAAUCAAAACUCGACUUCGAACGCUGCCGGUGCGACGCCAUCAAGUGGCACGAACGCGUCCGCCCCUGCGAAUGGGCCGUCGAACUCGUCCAACAGUCACUUUUCGCAGGAACAGCUUGGCUUGCUCCGAACCCAGAUCUCAGCGUUCAAGAUGCUGGGAAAGAAUGCCGGACUUCCUGUCGGUCUGCAACGAUCCAUCUUCCACCAACGUCAAAAACGCCAGGCCGCUCCGACCGUUGCGUCGAGCGCCGCACCGAAAUCCGAGCCCAGCGAACAAGACGACAAGGACAAGGGUGUAGCAGGUCAUGGCGAGGCUGCACCAGACGCCGAUGAGUCGGCGCCUCCCAAACCUCACAAGUACAAGACUGUCAAAUCACCCACGAGCAUGCUUCAGCCGACAAUCAAGCACUUUGAACACUCACAACGCAAGAAUCGCUGGUUCAUCCCGGGGGCUUUUCCCACCGGCAUCGACUUUGAUCACUUGCGGUACGAGAGGGAGGUCGUCGUGUUCAACAGGAUGAGCCAGAGAUACAACGAUCUGAAGAACCUCCCUGGGAACAUGGCUCACUGGGACACAACGAAGGACGAGGUGGAAGCUGACGAUGCUCUGAAACGAAAGGCGAUCAUCGAGAUGAAGGCCCUCGCUCUAUACGCAAAGCAACGAGCUCUGCGCGAGAAGAUUGGGCGGCAGAUGAUGCACUACGACAACUUGGCCAUGACCACAAAUCGUUCGCACUACCGCCGCAUGAAGAAGCAGAACGUUAGGGAGGCUCGCAUCACCGAGAAACUUGAGAAGCAGCAGCGGGAUGCCCGGGAGAACCGCGAGAAGAAGAAGCACAUUGACUUCCUCCACGCCAUCACUCACCACAGACAAGAGAUCAUCGACUCGAAUCAGAGCCAGAAGACGAAAUUCCACAAGCUCAGCCGCCUCAUGUUCUCUCAGCACUUCAACAUUGAGAAGGAAGAGCAGAAGCGCAUCGAGAGGACCGCGAAGCAGCGUCUGCAAGCGCUCAAGGCCAACGAUGAAGAGGCGUACCUCAAGCUGCUCGACCAGGCCAAGGACACCCGUAUCACACACUUACUCAAGCAGACCGACGGUUUCUUGCAUCAACUUGCGUCCUCCGUCAAGUCGCAGCAGCGCGCAGCUGCCGAGCGGUACGGAAACGACAUGGAAGACUUCAAGGAGGACGACGAGCUGGAAGAUGAGGAGGGCAACAGCAAGAAGAUUGACUACUACGCUGUGGCCCAUCGCGUCCGUGAGGAGGUCACUGAGCAGGCUAACAUCCUGGUCGGCGGCACUCUGAAGGAGUACCAGAUCAAGGGUCUUCAGUGGAUGAUUUCGCUUUACAACAACAACCUCAACGGUAUUCUUGCCGACGAGAUGGGUCUUGGAAAGACGAUUCAGACCAUCAGUCUCAUCACCUACCUGAUUGAGAGGAAACAGCAGGCCGGGCCAUACCUGGUCAUCGUGCCGCUGAGUACCUUGACCAACUGGAAUCUCGAGUUUGAGAAAUGGGCGCCAUCCGUCAGCCGCAUCGUCUACAAGGGUCCGCCUAAUGCUCGAAAGACCCAACAAGAGAAGAUCCGCCAGGGGCGCUUCCAGGUCCUGCUCACGACGUACGAGUACAUUAUCAAAGACCGUCCUAUCCUGAGCAAGAUCAAAUGGUUCCACAUGAUCAUUGACGAAGGUCACCGCAUGAAGAACAGCAACUCGAAGCUGAGCGCCACCAUCUCCCAGUACUACCACACCCGUUUCCGCCUCAUCCUCACGGGUACCCCCCUCCAGAACAACCUCUCCGAACUGUGGGCCAUGCUCAACUUCGUGCUGCCCAAUAUCUUCAAGUCGGUCAAGACAUUUGAUGAAUGGUUCAACACUCCGUUUGCCAACACCGGUGGGCAGGACAAGAUGGAGCUCACAGAAGAAGAGCAGAUUCUCGUCAUUCGCCGUCUCCACAAGGUCCUUCGACCCUUCUUGUUGCGUCGUCUCAAGAAGGAUGUCGAGAAGGACUUGCCUGACAAGACGGAGAAGGUGGUCAAAUGCAAGUUCUCUGCUCUCCAGGCCAAGCUCCACAAGCAAAUGUCAACACACAACCGCCUUAUUGUUAGUGACGGCAAGGGUGGCAAGACAAAUGCUCGUGGUCUCAGCAACAUGAUUAUGCAGUUGCGUAAGCUCUGCAACCAUCCGUUUGUCUUUGAUGAGGUGGAAAACGUCAUGAACCCUCUCAAUAUCAGCAACGACAUGCUGUGGCGAACGUCUGGCAAGUUUGAGCUUUUGGACAGGAUUCUUCCCAAGUACCAAGCGAGUGGGCAUCGUGUUCUCAUGUUCUUCCAGAUGACUGCCAUUAUGGAUAUCAUGGAGGACUACUUGCGAUACAGGAGUUUCGAGUACCUGCGUCUGGAUGGUACGACCAAAUCAGACGAGCGCUCGGACCUCCUUCGGGAGUUCAACGCACCCGACUCCAAGUACUUUAUGUUCUUGCUGUCCACACGUGCUGGUGGUCUCGGUCUCAACCUGCAGACCGCCGACACGGUCAUCAUCUACGACUCUGACUGGAAUCCUCACCAAGAUUUACAGGCGCAAGAUCGUGCUCAUCGUAUCGGUCAGAAGAACGAGGUGCGCAUCCUGCGUCUGAUCACUUCGGGGUCGGUAGAAGAGAAGAUCUUGGAACGCGCUCGGUUCAAGCUUGACAUGGAUGGCAAGGUCAUCCAAGCUGGUCGUUUCGAUAACAAAUCAUCAGAGACGGACCGUGACGCCAUGCUCCGGACGUUGCUUGAGACGGCGGACAUGGCAGAAGGUGGUGGCGAGGAGGACAUGGAGGAUGAGGAGCUCAACAUGAUGCUCGCGCGUAACGACGGGGAGCUCGCUCUUUUCCAAAAGAUGGAUGAAGAACGCGCCCUUGACCCCAUCUACGGCCGCAAAGGAGGCAAGGGCAAACCUCGCCUCAUCCAAGAAGAAGAGCUUCCGGACAUCUACCUGAAUGAAGACAAUGGCGAGGAGGAGCAGACGGAAGAAGUCAUCCUGGGCCGUGGUGCUCGUGAGCGUACCAAGGUCAAAUACGACGACGGUCUCACCGAGGAGCAAUGGGUCAUGGCGGUUGACGAUGACGAGGACUCGCCCGAAGCCGCGGCUGCACGCAAGGCCGACAAGAAGGACCGACGAGAACAGAAUAGGCUCAAGAAGAGUGCUAUUUUCAACUCGAUGGACGAGUCGCCUGUCCCUAGUAGGGCUAGCACCGAAGAGGUCGAGACGCCCAAAAAGCGCGGGCGCAAGCCGGGCAGCAAAAACGAGAAACGCAAGGCGGAAGAAGGCGAUGACGAGCCGCCAGCGAAGAAGCGGCGCGGACCGCAGGGGCGGCCGAGCAAGGCCAACCUCCAGGCGUCCGCCAACGCACCUAAGCUGGCACCCGAGGUGCGCGCCACUCUGCAAGGCAGCCUCAAGAGACUCUACGACCAGCUCAUGGAGAUGGAGGUGGACGACUUUGAGCCUCUCGAGGGCGAAGACGACGAGUCCGAGCCUGGCAAACGCCUCAUCAUUGCACCGUUUGUGAAACUACCGUCGAAGCGCGACUUCCCGCACUACUUUGUGGUGAUACAGCAACCCAUCUGCAUGGAUCACAUCAAGGCACGCAUCAAGAAGGAGCAGUAUGGUUCUCUGGGCGACAUGCGCCGGGAUGUUGAGCUCCUCAUCAACAACUGCAAGACUUUCAACGAGGAUGGCAGCGUUUUGCAUGAAGAUGCCAAGACCAUUGAGGUGAGUGAUAUUAUGUUGAUUGAAUCUGUGAUUACAACAGCGGCUAACUAGGACACAGGCAUUCUUCAAAAGCAAGUUC